Messenger RNA from Lycium ferocissimum, 1368 nucleotides. Its product is annotated as bZIP transcription factor 11-like. The transcript has a single exon. Gene Ontology annotation, molecular function: DNA-binding transcription factor activity; transcription cis-regulatory region binding. The record is from RefSeq and is a predicted model, not a curated record. Gene Ontology annotation, cellular component: nucleus. NCBI's taxonomy places the organism in Eukaryota, Viridiplantae, Streptophyta, Magnoliopsida, Solanales, Solanaceae. Bases 623 to 1051 code for a protein of 142 amino acids. Gene Ontology annotation, biological process: positive regulation of DNA-templated transcription.
ACCAUGCCUUCACCACGAUUCACCCAACUACUCUCAUAGGAAAUCCCACCUCUCCACUUUUUCCUAAACCACCCACCAAUUCCCCUCAAUUUCUAAUUUUUUUAGUUUGUUUUGCUACCAUUUUCUUUUUUUCCUUGCCUAACUUUUGUGCCUUUAAAUCAGUCCACAAUCUCAACAUUCAUCCCUUCCUCUUCUUCUCUUUCUCCCCUUUGGCUAAUUCUUAAGUUUCCCAGCUAGCGUUACUCUGCUCUUUUUUCUUAGGCUCCGCUUUAGCUUUGGUACAGAAAAAACCCCAUUAAAGAUCACAGUUUUUUUUGGUGAAUUUGAUGGUGCAUAAUUAUAAUUGGUUCUUGAUGAUCAAGACUCAUGUCUCCAGUUCUCAGUGAAGUCCUUCUUUCCGGGUUUAUGAUCAGUUCUUCACUUAGACGCAGGACCCAUCUUGUUCAAUCUUUCUCUGUUGUUUUCCUCUACUGGUUCUAUGUUUUUUCAUAAAUCAGAAAGGUUGAUCUAUAUUUAUAUCGAGUCAUCUACUAGCUACUACAUUUUUAUUUUUUCUUAACAAGUUUCUCUUAGCUGGGUCCUGCGUGUGUGUUCAAUCAAUCGGGUGAUUUUCUCUCCGACUAUGGCUUCUUCAACUGGAAAUUCUUCAAAGUCAGAAGAUUUGGUGAAUGAAAGGAAAAGGAAGAGAAUGGAAUCGAACAGGGAAUCAGCAAGAAGAUCAAGGCUGAGAAAACAGAAGCAUUUGGAUGAUCUGAUGGGACAAGUGGAACAAUUGAAGGAAGAGAAUAGCAAGAUCCUGACUAGUAUCAAUGUGACAACACAAAAUUAUGCUACUGUGGAAGCACACAACUCUGUUUUAAGAGCUCAAAUGAUGGAACUUAAUCAAAGGUUGCAUUCUCUCAAUGACAUCGUCAAUAACAUUAAUGCGAAUAAUGGAACAUUUGAGGAUUUUCACAUGAACUGCCCUGAAACUUUCAUGAAUAACCCAUGGAACUUGAUGUGCCUUAAUCAGCCAAUCAUGGCAUCUGCUGAUAUGCUUUAUCAGUAUUGAUGACCACUAAUAACUUAUCGCCCUUCAACAGGUCAAAAUUUUGUUGAUUUUUGUGGUGGUAAUGUUGGAUGGUUGUUGCUUUCAUGACUAUGUAAGGGUUAUUUUAUUGGAGUGCUAGUUAGUAUUCUUUAUUACUAUUUCGUUGUAUUAUUAAUUUAGGCAGUCUGAUCCGAGUAAUAAUAAUGUUAUAAGUUAUUAGGACUAUGAAUGGAAAACUAUAACAAGUCAAAUAAGAUGAACAUGCGGGUCUGGGAUUGUAAAAUGGAUCAUGUGUACAUGUUGAUAUGGAAUGAAUGGUUAUGAAUGUUUUGUUUUCA